Anolis carolinensis (green anole) is the source of this 2470-nucleotide messenger RNA. Its product is annotated as ATP-dependent RNA helicase DDX19B. The coding region runs from base 232 to 1671 and encodes 479 amino acids. Lineage: Eukaryota; Metazoa; Chordata; Lepidosauria; Squamata; Anolidae. The transcript is spliced from 13 exons. Gene Ontology annotation, molecular function: ATP binding; RNA binding; RNA helicase activity. Gene Ontology annotation, biological process: poly(A)+ mRNA export from nucleus. The record is from RefSeq and is a predicted model, not a curated record. Gene Ontology annotation, cellular component: nucleus; cytoplasmic stress granule.
GGUCCGCAUGGGCACAUCAUGUACACUCAAGAUCUGGCAUGCUAAGCAGAGUGGGACCCGAAAUAAAUAAACACAGAAAUAAACAAAGGGGGAACUGAAGAGCCCCGGAACGGUUGACAAGGAGGAGGGUGUUUCUGCACGGACCGUUUUCAGCGAGCACGCCGGCGCGCUGGCUGGGCGGCCGCGCAUGCGCAGUGCCCCUUUCUCUUCGCUUCCCUCAGGAGCGGCAGCAUGGCGACGGACUCCUGGGCGCUGGCGGUGGACGAGCAGGAAGCGGCCGCCGAGUCGCUGAGCAACCUGCACCUGAAGGAAGAGAAGCCCAAGCCGGACGCCAAUGGGUCCGUUGUCAAGACAGAAGAACAUGCGGAGAAAGCCGAAGACGAGGAGAAAGAGGACCGGGCGGCCCAGUCCUUGCUGAACAAGCUCAUCCGCAGCAACCUGGUGGACAACACCAACCAGGUGGAGGUGCUCCAGCGGGACCCCUCCUCCCCCCUCUACUCCGUCAAGUCCUUCGAGGAGCUGCGCCUGAAGCCGCAGCUGCUGCAGGGCGUCUACGCCAUGGGUUUCAACCGGCCGUCCAAGAUCCAAGAGAACGCCUUGCCCAUGAUGCUGGCCGAGCCGCCGCAGAACCUGAUAGCGCAGUCCCAGUCGGGGACGGGCAAGACGGCGGCCUUUGUGCUGGCCAUGCUCAGCCGCGUGGAGCCCGACCACAGGCACCCACAGUGCCUGUGCCUCUCCCCAACGUACGAGCUGGCGCUCCAGACCGGGAAGGUCAUCGAACAGAUGGGCAAGUUUUACCCAGAACUCAAGCUCGCCUAUGCUGUCCGGGGCAACAAGCUGGAGCGCGGGCAGAAGAUCGCGGAGCAGAUCGUCAUUGGCACGCCGGGCACCGUCCUGGACUGGUGCUCCAAGCUGAGGUUCAUCGACCCCAAGAAGAUCCGGGUCUUCGUCCUGGACGAGGCCGACGUCAUGAUCGCCACCCAGGGCCACCAGGACCAGAGCAUCCGCAUCCAGAGGAUGCUCCCCCGGGACUGCCAGAUGCUUCUCUUCUCGGCCACCUUUGAGGACUCGGUCUGGAAGUUUGCGCAGAAGGUGGUGCCGGACCCCAACAUCAUCAAGCUGAAGCGGGAGGAGGAGACGCUGGACACCAUCAAGCAGUACUACGUCCUCUGCCACAGCCGCGAGGAGAAGUUCCACGCCCUCUGCAACAUCUACGGGGCCAUCACCAUCGCCCAGGCCAUGAUCUUCUGCCACACGCGCAAGACGGCCGGGUGGCUGGCCGGGGAGCUCUCCAAGGAAGGGCACCAGGUGGCCCUCCUCAGCGGGGAGAUGAUGGUGGAGCAGCGGGCAGCCGUCAUCGAGCGCUUCCGGGAGGGAAAGGAGAAGGUCCUCGUCACCACCAACGUCUGCGCCAGGGGGAUUGACGUGGAGCAGGUGUCGGUGGUGAUCAACUUUGACCUGCCGGUGGACAAGGACGGGAACCCGGACAACGAGACGUACCUGCACCGCAUUGGGCGCACGGGGCGCUUUGGCAAGCGGGGCCUGGCCAUCAACAUGGUGGACAGCAAGCACAGCAUGAACAUCCUCAACAGGAUCCAGGAGCAUUUCAAUAAGAAGAUCCACAAACUGGACACGGACGACUUGGACGAGAUCGAGAAGAUUGCCAACUGAGGCCUGUGUCGUCGUCCUCUUCUUAUCGGAUCCGGCGCCCGUCCGCAGGCCACAAAAGAGACACAACACCGGAAUUACGUCGGGAUUCGACACACGAAAACAACAACACAAGCGUCGGGAGGCUGGAUUUGGAUUUUGACGUUUCCGGUCCCGAGAAGAACGAUAACAAUCUGUAUCUUUCGUAUCUUCUCCGACGGCAUCGAAAGCUCCAAACCCACGGAGAUAUAUAUAUAUACAUACUUGCAUUUACUGGCGGAAAAGGAUAUAGUUUUGCAAAACGACGGCCAAACUUUCACUUGACUCUUGAUCCGUAAUCCCCGCUUUGAAGGAACAUUCGGAACAGUUAAUUCUGGACGGAUAUUUUGACAUUUUCCCGUGACCAAGAAGCCCAAAAAUGGACGGACGGAGGAGAUGCCGUUCUCAAACCAAUAGAUAUUUAUCUCUUCCUCGAAGAAGCGGAUGCGAUAACGGCAAAAUCCCCCAGUUUUAAGGUUUAUCCCGUUCUGUUUCCGAUCAUGAGGCUCCAAUCAUUGUUUUGUUGUUGUUCUCGAACGACGACAACAAAGACACCGAUUCCGGAUUUAUUUUUGCAAAAAGACGGGACUGCGAAUGCCUCCCGUCGCGAGCCAAAACACACUCCCCUUUUUUUGGAAAGUUAGUACCUACGUUUUUAGGGCGUUUGCUGUGUAGCCUCUUAGGAUGGCGCUCCGUUCGGCGUCGGUGGCUUUUUUGGAGGAGUUUUGAAGGCAGAGACUGUUUCGGAGACGGGAAUAAAGGCCACGUCAAGAUUGGACUGUUA